Trypanosoma grayi is the source of this 1734-nucleotide messenger RNA. RefSeq names its product putative ATP-dependent DEAD/H RNA helicase. Gene Ontology annotation, cellular component: nucleus; cytoplasm; ribonucleoprotein complex. Lineage: Eukaryota; Euglenozoa; Kinetoplastea; Trypanosomatida; Trypanosomatidae. Gene Ontology annotation, molecular function: ATP binding; RNA binding; RNA helicase activity. The coding region runs from base 1 to 1734 and encodes 577 amino acids. The record is from RefSeq and is a predicted model, not a curated record. The transcript has a single exon.
AUGGAGGCAGCGUACAGUCCAUUCACCGGCUUCCAGCAGCAGCAGCAGCGGCACUACCGUGGCGCUGGCCGCCGGGACGCAUUCGAUGCGCCAUCCGAGAAGAUGAAGCCAGUCGAUUGGAACAACGUGAAGCUUGUGCCGGGUACGUGGAAGGUGCUUGACACAAAGGCCAUCCAACGCGCGGCUCAUGCCAAGACGGUUGUGGAGCCUGUCAAGCAAUUCAACGACGAUGAGGCGAAGGAGUGGCGUGACGCAAACGGCAUCACCGUUUUCGGGGAGGGGUGCCCGCCGCCGCUGGCCGCCUUCGACCAGCUGAACGCGCUGGUGCCGGCCUACCUGCAGAAGAAGCUUACCGCCCAGGGUUUCACCGCGCCGACGGCGGUGCAGGCGCAGGCAUGGCCCAUUCUGCUGCGCGGCCGUGACAUGGUUGGGGUGGCAAAAACCGGAUCCGGCAAGACACUCGCCUUUAUGGUGCCCGCACUCGCCCACAUCGCGCUACAGGAACCGCUGCGCCAUGGCGACGGUCCAAUGGUAAUUGUGCUCGCCCCAACGCGUGAACUUGCGCAGCAAAUUGAGCAGGAGACAAGGAAGGUCCUCCCCAAUGACGUGCGCUGCGGCUGCGUCUAUGGUGGAGCACCGAAGGGACCACAGCUCGGGAUGCUGCGGCAGGGUGUACAUGUUCUUGUCGCAACGCCCGGCCGGUUGAUUGAUUUCUUGGAGAUCAAGCGCGUCAACAUGCUCCGUGUGACAUACCUCGUGUUGGAUGAGGCGGAUCGCAUGCUGGACAUGGGCUUUGAACCGCAGGUGCGCACCAUCUGUGGCCAAAUACGCCCCGACCGGCAGACGCUCAUGUUCUCUGCGACGUGGCCAAAGGAGAUACAGCAGCUGGCGUCGAGUUUCCAGCGCGAUUGGAUCCGCUUCCACGUUGGCAGCACCGAGCUGCUCGCCAACAAGGACGUGACGCAGCACUUUAUUCUUACACAGGAGCACGCCAAGUUGGAAGAACUGAAAAAGCUGCUGGCCAAUCACCGCAAUGAACGUGUGCUGGUCUUCUGCAAGACGAAGAGAACCGCCGACGACCUCGAGUGGCAGCUGAAGCGGUGGGGCCACGACGCCAUGGCGAUCCACGGGGAUAAGGAGCAGCGGCAGCGCGAGUUUAUUCUCGAGCGCUUCCGUAGGGACCCGCGGCUCUGCGUUGUGGCCACCGAUGUUGCCGCACGUGGGCUGGACAUCAAGGAGCUUGAGACCGUUAUCAACUACGACUUUCCCAUGCAGAUCGACGACUACGUGCACCGUAUCGGCCGCACAGGACGUGCUGGGGCGAAGGGCGAGGCCUUCACGCUCAUCACUAAGAGGGAGCAGCAGAUUACACCGGCAGUAGUGAAGGAGCUUAUCGUGAUUGCCCAGCGUGCGCAGCAGCAGGUGCCUGACUGGCUGCGCGAGUGGGGCGAGCAGCAGCCGCGCUAUCAGGUGGUGAAGCGGAACCGUAACAUGCUCGGAUUCGGAGGCAGCCGCCACACGCCUGUUCUGCACAACGGGAGUCGCCCAUCAUUCGACGCGAAGGGCAACAGUAGCAGUAGCAGCGGCAAUACCAACAGCGGGGGCGGCUCGUUUGGCCUGUCACGCCAGAACAACGGCGCAGCGCCAUUCUCGUCCUCGAAGAUUGAGUACAAACGGUUCGAUGACAGCAGCGAUGAUGACGGCGCACCGGCAGCGAAGAGGCGUGCGAAGUGA